Messenger RNA from Notodromas monacha, 1061 nucleotides. The record is from the annotation of a GenBank genome assembly. NCBI's taxonomy places the organism in Eukaryota, Metazoa, Arthropoda, Ostracoda, Podocopida, Cyprididae.
AAUUGUGAAAUUGCAGAAAUCUGCGUUUUUGAACGCAUUCGAAAUCAAUUCCGAUGCCUGGCAAAAUUUAACUCAAAGAGUGGGAGUCGGCUUUUUCGAAAUUAGUGUCCGCUGAAUCGGGGAUGUUUUUGUGAGUGGGAAGCUUUAUGAAUUCGUCUGGCGACGAAAAUGCUGCGUGUGACGCGGAGAACUCUGCUCUUGCGGGCACGGAUAUCGCGACGAUUUGCAGCAACCAGAAGGACGCCUUUUUUGAGGAAAAGGAUGCUUACGGCGGCAUCAUCGUCAAUUCACGUCGUCCCGAGCACGAGAGAAUCCUGUGCGAAGAACUACCUGAUAUUGUUAAUGCGUCAGUUGCCAAGUGGAUAGAAAAGGGGAUCAAAGGAGUCUGGUUCAAAAUUUUCUUGGAGCACACAGCGUGGAUACCUGUUUUAGUUGACAAUGGAUUUGUCUUCCACCACGCGAAAUCAAAUUACGCUAUGCUAGUACGUUGGCUUCCACUGGAAUUGCGAAUGGGGAUUCCAAAUUUCGCCCACACGUACAUCGGUGUUGGGGCCAUAGUAACUGACGGAGAUGGUCACAUUUUAGCUGUUCGAGACAAGGUGUCUUUCAAGAAACGUUUCUGGAAACUUCCUGGCGGCUACGUUGAUCCCGUGAAACUCGUGGGGUUUGCAGACGAAAGCUUAUCUGAGGCGGCGGAAAGAGAAGUUUUGGAGGAAACUGGUAUCACGGCCAAGUUCGAGACGAUCGUAGCGUUCAGACACUAUCAGCACGGGCCUUUUGACACGGCGGACAUCUACUUCAUUUGUGUUCUGCGUCCACUCAACAAAAUCAUACAAAAGUGCGAAGUGGAAAUUGAAGAGUGCAAAUGGAUGAAGGUCAGAAUUGAUGAAUUCAUGCAGCACCCGGCUGUUUCAGAGACGAACCGGUUUUUCAUAGAGUGCUACCUGAACGAGAAGAAGGUGGGGUCGAUUGGGCAGCGAACGAAAGUGAUACAGCAGUGGGGCACUCUGCAAGAUUUGUACUCUGUCACUCCUCCGGGGAAAACCGAGCUUCUUACGUGA